Triticum turgidum subsp. durum (durum wheat) is the source of this 477-nucleotide messenger RNA. The record is from the annotation of a GenBank genome assembly. Lineage: Eukaryota; Viridiplantae; Streptophyta; Magnoliopsida; Poales; Poaceae.
AUGGGCCUCGUCCACUGCCUCCCGCCUCUGCUCCUCCUCCUGCUGCUCUCGGCCUCGGUCGGCGGGGAGAAGGGCCUCUCGGCCUCUGCCUACGAGGCGCAGUUCGAGGCGUGGUGCGCGGAGCACGGCAAGGCGUACGCGACGCCCGGGGAGCGCGCGGCGCGGCUCGCGGCCUUCGCGGACAACGCGGCCUUCGUCGCGGCGCACAACGCCGGCGCGGCUGCCAACGGAGCGGGAUCCCCGUCGUACACGCUCGCGCUCAACGCGUUCGCCGACCUCACCCACGACGAGUUCCGCGCCGCGCGCCUCGGGCGCCUCGCCGCCGGCCCGGCCCCGCUCGGGGAGCCGCGUUCGUCGGACGGGGGCUUCGAGGGCCGCGUGGGCGCCGUGCCCGACGCGCUCGACUGGAGGCAGAGCGGCGCCGUCACCAAGGUCAAGGACCAGGGCAGCUGCGGCUCCAGCAAUCCAGAAUUGUAG